UGAUUCUAACAAUUUCAAGUUUUCUCUCUCAUCUGAUCUUUUCUGCAAUUCAAUGCUCUUCGAAAAUGAGAAAUUUCAGCCGUUAUUCUCAAAAUCCUGCGGCUCUCUUUCAGCUCCACGGUUCCAUGCAAUCCCUUUUCUAAAUGUUCGAUCAUUUAGCAAGUCCCAGAACAUGUAAGAUUCAACGAGUCUUUUCUGCUAUAGGCUGAAACACCAUAGCUUUGUCAAGUUUUCUGGAAUCCAUCAUGUGGAAAUCUAUAUCACAUUCCAUUAGAGGGUUUGGGCAAAAGAAAAACAUUGCCGAGCUAGCCAGGGGUUGCCAUGAAACAUCAGAUGAUGAGAUCUCUUCAAAUGCUAGCACUGACGAAGGGCUGGAAUGUCCAAUAUGCUGGGAAUCAUUCAAUAUUGUCAAGAACGUGCCUUAUGUUUUAUGGUGCGGCCACAGCCUCUGCAAGAACUGCAUCUUGGGACUUCGUUUGGCUACUCUGAAGUUUUCCACGCAUCAGAUCCAGAUUCCCUUUUUUGUUUCCUGUCCUUGGUGCAAUUUGCUGACAUUUCGUUUCCUUUACAAGGGUAAUAUUAGAUUUCCAAGCAAGAACUUCUUCAUACUGUGGAUGGUGGAGAGCAGAAACGGGGAGAGGGUGAAGGCACUUUCCUCCAUCUGCAGAGAUCGUCAACAAAUAUGGUCUAAACGGUGCCCUCCAACUACCGGAGAUAGCUCCUCUGACGCCACCAACAGGAGGGUGCAUCAUCUUGGUCAUCCAAGCUACAUAAAUAACCACAGCCGCUACAGAGAUAGAUUCACUCCCGAAAGGCUCCAGAUGUCCUUCCACAAAUCCCUCGACUUCUUCAUUAGAGCGAUGGCCAAGUUUCCACUGGUCCUCCUUCUCAUGAUCGUCAUGUUUGCAUUACCUGCGUGUGCUGCUAUCCUAAUGCUCUACUUGGCAAUAACAAUUCUCGUUGCGGUUCCAGCCUUCUUGGUGCUGUAUUUUGCAUAUCCCGUGCUGGAUUGGCUAGGACGAGAGAUGAGAACUUAGGACCAUAUUCUUCUAUUCAAUAUCUCUCUUUGUUGUAGUCUUUGAUAGACUGGAAUUCGGUUGUUGGGCAAGAUAUGUUGUACAUGGAACUAAAGCCCUUUCCUUGUUGAUGAUGAAAGUGUUGAAUAAAAAUCUAUAAAUAUAGUAAA
Molecule: messenger RNA, 1186 nt
Organism: Salvia splendens (bonfire salvia)
Lineage: Eukaryota; Viridiplantae; Streptophyta; Magnoliopsida; Lamiales; Lamiaceae
Exons: 2
Coding region: 246-1037 (263 amino acids)
Source: RefSeq, a predicted model, not a curated record